AUGGAGGGGAGUUGGAUCCGAGGAGCCGAUGAUCCAAACGAUUAUGAAAUUGGGAGAGAAGGGGGGCGCCGGAUUAUCCAGCCCAACAAGAAGAGAAUUUGCGAUGGGCGAUUAUGUCAUCUGAAUCAAAUUUUUUACCAAGCUGCUUUGAAAGAUGAUUGGAGAAUGGUUAAACCUUUUUUAGAAGUGGAUCCAAGUUUGGCUCAUGUUAAGAUAGCAAAAGGGGGUGAAACAAUUCUUCACAUAAGCACCCGACUUGUGCGAGAGCUAGUGAAACUGAUGGAAGUAGGUGACUUGGAAGUGAGAAAUGAUGAUGAAAGCAGCUGUGCUCGGCAACAAAGAUAUGGACAUAUGGUAUCAUUUCUUUUCGAUGUCACACGUCUUGAGGAUCUACACGAGAAAGAUCUCUUUGUGCUUCUUGAAGAAACAAUCCAGAAUGACAUGUACGAUAUUGCAACAAAAAUAUUUGACAAGUACAGAUUUCUUGCCACUACAAUAGAAGGAAAUCGGUCAGUCUUUAAUGCGUUAGCUAAAAAAAGACUUUAGCAACAGUAGCAGAAAUCUAGAAGGGAAAUGGGACAGAUUCAUUCGUAUGCUCAGGCUAAAAACUGGAUUUAUACGAGCAAGAGGAAUGCUUAUUACUGCAGUUUCCAGGAUACCGUUCAUUUCAUUGCAGGAAGAAGAGUGCCUCCAUCAUUUCUCCGGGUUUCUGGAGCAGCUCUUCCACUGCAAAGAGAGUUAUUGUGGUUUAAGGAAGUGGAGAAGAUUGUACCACCUUCACUCCACAGGAUGAGAAACAACGAUGGGAAAACUCCGAGGCAAUUUUUCACAGAGGAGCACCAACUUUUACUCAAAGAAGGUGAAAGGUUGAUGAAAGACACUGUGAAUUCUUGUAUGAUUGUUGCAACUUUGAUUGCCACAAUGGUGUUUGCUGCUGGCUUCACUGUGCCAGGCGGUAAUAACGACGAUGAAGGUACGCCGAUAAUGCUACAAUUGAAGGGAUUUACAGUUUUUGUCAUAUCAGAUGCAGUGGCACUAUUCAGCUCAAUUGUUUCCAUCAUUAUGUUCUUGUCCAUUCUGAUGUCUCGCUAUGCUGAAGACGAUUUUCUUGUGUCAUUGCCUGCCAAGUUACUGUUUGGACUCUCGACACUCUUUGCCUCGAUAGUUAGCAUGCUCGUGGCUUUUGCAGCAACCUUCUUCUUGAUCUAUAAUAAUCAUAGGGCUUGGGGGCCAAAGCUCAUUGCUGCUUGUUCUGGUGUUCCUGUAGCUUUGUUUGGGUGUUUACAGUAUAAGCUGUGGUUUGAUGUGGCAAAGUCAAUAAUCAGGUCCAAGUUUCUUUUUAAACCGGGAAAGUACAGUCUCUAUUAACAACAGAUCCUUCGACUUAAAGUGGAUUAGUCAAUGUCAUUGGGAUGGCUUAAUGUAGUAUUGGAACUCCGAUGAUCUCAAAAAUCCUUCAACAAUCAACUCUGAUAACAAAUGUCCUCUAAUAAUGGAGAGGGUCUAUCCUUACAUAUUGAUGGAUCUUUUGCAUUUGUUGAGUAAAGAAGAAGACAUGGCAUGCUAGAUCUGUUGGGAUUAAAGAUUGGUGAAUGAGAAAUGGAGGGAAGAAAGUGGAGGGAAGGUGAGCUCCCUUUUGCUUUGGAAAGAGCAAGUGUCCCUCCUUGGUGGUGGAAAGAAAAGUGAAUGAGCUUAUAUUGAGAAAGCACUUCUCUUGAUGUUAAAUGGGUUGGAAAGAAAUGCUACGAAUACUUCUAAAGAAUUAUGGGACGCACUUGAGAAGUACAAGACUGAAGAUGCAUGCUUGAAGAAAUUUGUGGUUGCCAAGUUUCUAUACUAUAAAAUGAUAGACAGCAAAGCCGUUGGAAUCCAAGUUCAAGAGCUUCAACUUUUUUUCACGACCUUAUUGUUGAAGGUAUGGUUGUGAAUGAAGCAUUUCGAGUGGCUGCAAAGAUUGAUAAAUUGCCUCAUUCGUGGAGAGAUUUUAAAAACUAUCUUAAGCACAAGCGCAAAGAAAUGAAGUUGGAAGAUCUUGUGUUUCGUCUCAAGAUUGAGGAAGACAACAAAACAGCCGAGAAGAAGUCUCGUGGAAAUUCAACGAUUAUGGGAGCUAAUAUUGUUGAGGAGACUGCUCCAAAAAGUAAGAAGAGGAAGAGGUCUUUUGGACAGACUAAGGAGCAGAACAAAAAGAAAUUCAAGGGCAACUGCUACAAUUGUGGAAAAGCUAGUCACAAAACCCCUGAUUCUCGUCUCCCGAAAAAGGAUAAGAAAAAGGGACAUGCCAACAUAGUGGAGAAUGAUGACAUUGAUUAUCUGUGUGUAAUGCUUUUGGAAUGCAACCUAGUUGGAAAUCCGAAGGAGUGGUGGAUUGAAUCUGGAGCCACUCAACAUGUUUGUGCUAUCAAAGAAGCAUUUGCGACUUACUCUACUGCUGGUCCCGAAGAAGAGCUUUCCAUGGAAAAUACUACAAUAGCUAAGAUUGAAGGUUAUGGGAAGAUAUUC
Nicotiana tabacum (common tobacco) is the source of this 2502-nucleotide messenger RNA. NCBI's taxonomy places the organism in Eukaryota, Viridiplantae, Streptophyta, Magnoliopsida, Solanales, Solanaceae. The record is from RefSeq and is a predicted model, not a curated record.